Messenger RNA from Xenopus tropicalis (tropical clawed frog), 8188 nucleotides. Its product is annotated as interferon-induced very large GTPase 1. Gene Ontology annotation, molecular function: microtubule motor activity; ATP binding; nucleotide binding. The transcript is spliced from 8 exons. Gene Ontology annotation, cellular component: cytoplasm; nucleus. Bases 262 to 7254 code for a protein of 2330 amino acids. Gene Ontology annotation, biological process: regulation of apoptotic process; microtubule-based movement. The record is from RefSeq and is a predicted model, not a curated record. NCBI's taxonomy places the organism in Eukaryota, Metazoa, Chordata, Amphibia, Anura, Pipidae.
GCUUACAGUAAUGUAAUAUCUCAGUUAGAAGGGGCAGUAUGACUGGAUACUGAAUGCUGCUACACCUGGAAAUCCUCCGGCAGAUCAGCUAUGGGGACACUUCUAGCUGCCUGGGAACUGCCCUGAUAGGAAACAGACACCGAGACUCUGCAUCUGUCAUUGCUCAAAGUAAUAGAAGGCACUAAAUGAAACUCUGGAAUAAAUAAAAACCUGGAAUAACCUCUAGGCAAAAAAGUUUCCGGAUAUAAGCACAUCCCAAAAAUGUCGGAAAGGAGCAACGUGAGAGUGGCUGUUAGGGUUCGGCCAAUGAACCAAAGAGAGAAGGAGAAACACCCAGUUGGUGUUAUUUCUAUGAGUGGAACUAAGACAAUUCUGCAGAGCAAUGCUACUGUCAGUCCAGGUAAAGUACAAAAAGGACCUAAAGAAUUCACCUAUGAUCAUUGCUUCUGGUCGGCAGAUGAUUCAGACCCUGAUACUUAUGCAGGGCAGGAAGAAGUGUUUAAAACACUUGAGGAAGGAACUAUAGAGAAUAUUUACCAAGGAUACAAUGUUUGCAUUUUUGCCUAUGGACAAACAGGUUCAGGAAAAACAUACACCAUGAUGGGAAGGGAUGAUGAACCAGGUUUGAUCCCAAGAUUCUGCCGUGCCUUACUGAACAGAAAAUCUAAAGGCACCGUAAGAGUUGAACUUUCUUAUAUGGAAAUAUACAAUGAAAAGGUGAGGGAUCUGUUAGAGCUGAAAAAGAGCAAAAAAGAACUCAGUGUUCGGGAACAUAAUAUUCUUGGACCAUAUGUAGAAGGAUUGUCCCAGCAUGCUGUUAGCACAUGGGAGGAUAUCAAACUACUGCUUUUAGCUGGAAAUAAAUGCAGGACCACAGCUGCAACUAAAAUGAAUGAAGAAAGUAGCCGUUCACAUGCCAUCUUUACCCUCGCUAUAACUCAGAUGUUUCCCAACCAAGCGUCUGGUACCUCAAAAGAACUUCAUAGCAAAUUCAAUCUGGUGGAUCUCGCUGGUAGUGAGAGGGCAUCUAAAUCAGGGGCUCAAGGAAAACAACUGGUAGAAAGUGGCAACAUUAAUAAAUCUCUUACAUCCUUAGGCAGGAUUAUAUCAUCUUUGGCUGAAUGUAAGGGCAGAAGAUCGAGCAGUUAUGUGAGCUAUAGAGAGUCUGUGCUCACGUGGCUUCUGAAAAACAGCCUGGGAGGAAACAGCAAAACAGUCAUGUUGGCCACCAUUAGUCCUGCUGAAGAUAAUUAUGGGGAGACCCAUUCUACUUUGGUAUAUGCAGAAAGAGCAAGAAAAAUAGUCAAUCAAGCUACGGUGAAUGAAGAUACCAAGUGCAAAGCUGUUGCUACAUUACAGAAAGAGGUGCAAAAUUUAAAAGAACAACUCAAGCGUGCUAAAAGUCAGCAAUCUCCGGAGCUACAAUCAAAACUAAAAGAAUCAGAGAAUCUUCUAAAACAACUCAACUUAAGCUGGGAAGAAAAGCUGAAGAAAACAGAAGAAAAUGCCAAACUGAUGCAAAAGUAUUUGGAAAGCAUGGGCAUUUCAGUAGAUGCUUCUGGUAUAAAGUGUGCCAAAGAGCAAUGUUGUCUUGUUAACUUGAAUCCUGACCCAGAAUCCAAUGAUUACCUAUUAUAUUAUUUAACAGAUCAUAAUAAAAUAGGUGCAGGUUCUUCACAAGAUUUCCAGUUAACUGGACCUGGAAUAGAGGAAGAGCACUGUGUGAUAACCAUGACUCCUGAUGGAGAUGUGUUUCUUGUUCCAAGCACCAAAACUGAGACAAAAGUAAAUGGCGCUCUGGUUCAGGAGAGCAUUCAGUUAUAUCAUGAAGAUAAAAUAAACUUAGGACUUAAUUACUCGUUUAUUCUAAAUCAGCCAAAAAAAAGGCAGCCAAACUCCCUAAGUGAAAAUAAGCAUAAAGUAGAAAAGAAUGAAAUGUCUACUGAUCAUGAAAGUAUUAAUGAAAGUAACCCCAAGCAUGAGUCCGGCAUACAGGAGCAACAUCCAUAUUACCAGCUAAGUGGAAGUCAAGAUGAUGACAAUGAACUUACAAAGACUUUCCAUAUAAAUCCAAAAAAAGAGGAAAUUUCUACAGAAUCACGCUCACAUGAUUCUCAUUCAACAUCAUCCAUUGAAAAGGUUCUUGCUUUACUACAAAAAUCACAAGAAUCAUUAACAGAACUUCAGCAGAACUUUACAAACUUGGUGGAGAAGCUAGAGUCGAAACAGCUUAUAACCCAGCAGGAUUGCGCUGGUCUUGAAAAUAAGGAAGACGUGGUUUUGAAAUAUGAAAUCUUACUCAACAUCAUCGCUGAGAAAGGAGAGAAUGCCUGCACCGAAUUUCUGGAUCUGCUUGGAAAAGAUAAGGUUGAUAUGAACAAGGAUAAUGAUGAUGACAGAAAAGAACAAAAUACAGAAACAGAAACUGCCAAAGAUCAAUCACAGCCAAAUAACGACAAGAAUGAAGUUGCUGAAAAAGAAGAAACCACAGAAGCAUUAAAUGAAAAGUCAGAUGUUGCAAAGACAGAGAACGGAGCUGAAAGGGAAGAAGAAAACACAGGGCCUUCCAAAAAUCAUUCAGAUAACGAUACAAAGAAAAAUAGUGAAGAUGAAUGCACAGAAGAAAACACUUCCAUAGACAAGAAAACCUUAUAUAGAGACUUAUUGAAGAAGAUGAACAUGGAUCCAUAUGAAAUGAAAAAUUUAACCUUACAAGACAUUCUUCAGAUUGAUCAAGAAUGUUUAGAGAAGAUGGACAAUUGGCAAAGAAAGUCUGCAGCCAUGAAUUUUAUACAUAAAAUAAUUGCAUUAAAUGGAACAGCCAGAAGCAUAAUUACAUCAAGUGAGAACGAGAGUGAAGAUUCUCAGGAUGAUCCAGAUGAUGUAACUUGUGACUCAUCUGAUUCUGUUCACCCCCUAGAUGUUCUGUGCCUUGUCCUGCAUUGCUCUGACCUUUUUCUGCAGCAGGAGAUUAUACUGAAAAUGUCUAUGUGCCAAUUUGCUGUCCCUUUUCUGCUCCCUGCUGUUGAUGGGCCAGGCUGUACCUUCAUGCUUUGGGGAAUGAGAGAUAUUGUAAAAAGGUGGAGACCUCAGUCACUGGCAGAAACAAAGGGAUACAUGCAAGAGAAUCUUGUUCAGAUAUCUAUGCCAACAUUCAGUUUUGUUAGAUUUGGGGAAAGUAAAUUAUCUAAAUCUACCAUCCUGAAUCAAGUUCUCAGCCCAACUCAGCAAACCCAAGACUUCUUUGUCCACAGUAAUAUGGAAGGAGCUGAUGUCACAAGGGAAAUCUCUGAAGGUCUUGUAGAAAUAUCCUGGUAUUUUCCCGCUGGUAAAGGUAAUUCGGAUAUUUUCCCAGAGCCAGUUGCAUUUGCAAACCUUCAUGGAAAUCUGAAAGACAGCUUGAACGAGUUUGCAUUUCUAACUCAGAUUUCAUCUACUGUGUUUAUUUUUGUUCAGGAUAUUAAUAAGAAUCUGAUUGACUUUUUAUCCCAGUAUGAAAACUCUCAGGCAAAUUUUGUCAUUAUUUUCAAGGACAGCAGGAAAAUCGACAAAGACACAGGUCUCACAAAUGUGACUGUUGUUCAUUUCAAUAGCAAAGCUAGUGGAGCAACAAUAGCAAAGAAAAUUCGAGCAGCUACUACAGAUUUCAUUAAGAAAAAAUUCCGUGCCCUGAGCCUGGAAGAUAUGGCAGAAAUUGCUCCCAAACUAAGAAUCUCUGUUGAUGAGAACGUUAUAGAAUGUCAGAAUGCAAAAGCAGAUGCCAAAGCAAUAGCAGAUGAGAUCAAAGAUGUUGCUGAGUACAAAAAGGAUACAAUGAGGCUGCAGAGACAUUUGUGGAAAAAGGCUGAACUGGAAAAAGAAAUGUGUCAAAUGAAAAAACAAGGUGAUAAACGUACUGACAGUUACAAAUCAGAACUACAAAAACAAUGUGCAGAAAUACGUGAGAAACAGUUUAAGUAUGAAAUUCCAAAUAGCAUUAGUAAAUUUAUUCAUUCAGUUGUGAAAAAGAACUACACAGAAAUUAGUUAUUUUUUAAAAUGGCUUCGAUUUUAUCUUGAUUUAUCUGCCAGGAAGAACCUCUUUGCUUUACAAGCUGAGUAUAAAGAGAAAUCAGUUCCAGCAUCAAUGAGCAGCAAAGAACUAUCUGGCCUUGAUCAGAAAAUAUCAGACAGUUCCCUGGGGAUUGAACAUUUCCUGAGAGAAUUAGGACAGUUUUAUGAGGCAGAACAUUGCAAGUUCAAGGAGGAAAAUGGAAGUGAAAGAAAAUUCACUAAACUACCUGCAUUUGCUGCUGAUCUCUUACUGGGUGGAUUCCCACUGGAGCUGAUAGAUGGAGAUGCUUCUAAUAUCCCAAUGCAGUGGCUGCAGGAUGUACUGACUGAGCUGGACAAUAAAACAGGAAAAUGCAGCAGAAUGGGGGUAAUCACUGUACUGGGGGUGCAGAGCACAGGGAAAUCCACCCUUCUAAACACAAUGUUUGGGCUGCAGUUCCCAGUCUCUAGUGGACGAUGCACACGAGGAGCUUUUAUGACACUAAUGAAAGUGAGAAAAGAUUUCCAGGAGGAGUUGGGCUGUGAGUUUAUUCUGGUGAUUGAUACUGAAGGCUUGAAAGCUCCUGAACUGGCCUCUUUGAAGGACAGCUAUGAACAUGACAAUGAACUUGCAACACUGGCUGUUGGUUUGAGUGACAUCACAAUUGUAAACAUGGCCAUGGAGAAUACAACUGAGAUGAAGGAUAUUUUGCAGAUAGUGGUCCAUGCCUUCCUUAGAAUGAAAGAGAUUGGAAGGAAACCCAAGUGCCAUUUUGUACACCAGAAUGUAAGUGAUGUUUCUGCUCAUGAAAAUAACAGGCGGGACAGGAUGAAACUUUUGGAGCAACUGAAUGAAAUGACCAAAAUUGCAGCAGAUAUGGAGAAGAAAACUAAAUUUACAGCUUUCUCUGAUAUCAUGAUGUAUGAUCCAGAAAAAGACAAUUUCUACAUUCCAGGUCUCUGGAAUGGAGUCCCACCAAUGGCCUCUAUAAAUAUUGCUUACAGUGAGACCAUCUAUGAGCUCAAAACAUAUUUAAUUGAAUGCAUGAAGAACAAGGGACACAGAAUUGGUGACUUCAUAGAAUGGAUAGAAAGUCUAUGGAGUGCUGUAAAAUAUGAAAAUUUCAUUUUCAGCUUUAAAAACAGCCUAGUAGCAAAUGCCUACAACCAACUGGCUAAGAAAUACUCAGAACUGGAGUGGAAGUUCACUAAGGCAAUGCAUAAAUGGCUAGCAGAGACUGAAACAGUCAUCAAGAAUCAAAAUGCACAAACGAUUGAUAGUGAAGGAGCAAAAUGUAAAAAUGCAGCGUAUUCUAUUCUCAGUGAGGAGGAGGAGAGAAUGAAGAAGGAAUUAGAGAAAUAUUUUUCAAGUGAAAACAAAGAUGCAAGUCUAGUAGAGAGGUACAAAGCUGAAUUUCUAACUAGUGCAAGUUGCCUUAGGAGGAAGCUGGAAGCAUCAUCUCUUAGCAAAUGUGAUGAGGCAAUUCGUAUCCAAAAGGAGAACUUGAAGGUAAAAAAGGUUAUCAGUGCAUACAAAGAAGUUAUUGAUCAAAAGGUCACCAGUCUUGUGAUGAAGUGCAGGGAACAAAAAUAUAAACCUGAUGAAAAAACACUUCAAACAGAAUUUGAGUUAAUGUGGGCAGACACUAUAUCAGAGUUAAAUUUCACUGCCCUUCCAGAACCAAACAUUGAACUUGAUUUUCUUACAUUACUCAAAAAAGAUAUGGCAUCAAAAGCUGUCAAUCAAAGACUGAACAACAUAAAUCAACUUCCAAAGCAGGAAAAACUCCAUGUACAUGAAAAUAUGGUAAAAAGUCUAUUUAGAUUAGUAAAAAAUAAUUUACCUUUUUUGAGUAGAGUUUCUGGCCCUGACAACCGAGAAGUAUUUUUUAAGUCCCUAUCAGACACAUGUUCUGAUUAUAUAAAAGAAAAGCUAAGUUCAGAAUCUGACUAUGAUGAAACAUAUGGGUUGGAACUACUAAAUUUGAUUAAUUCAGUGUGUGAUGGAAAGAACGAUCUUCAGCUCACAGCAGAUACAGAGCUUGAUCUGAAACUCUUUAUUUUGGGUAAUGCAGUUUGUGAUUUCCAACAGAUGCAUAAGGAUUUUGUCAAGAAAAAUGAUCCUCUGAUUUGUCUUGGCGAAUUGAAGACUAAAUAUUGUAACAAUUUUCGAUAUCUGUUUCUGGAGAAAGAUGAAAACUGGGAGCAAGCCAAACAUUUGUGUAAUUUCUGGUUAAAACCAGCUCUGAUUGAGCAGGUAAACAGAAAACUUGGAUUUGAAAUAGUAGAUCAGAUUCUAGACAACAGUGAAUCCAAUCAGUACAGCACCAGAGGAUACUUCCAAUUCACUGUGAUGAAACAGCUUCUAGAAAAGAGUAAUUUCUCUGACUACUUAGAAUACAUCGAUGAUUAUGAAACAUUUGUCAAAAAGUGGAUACAUAACUGUAUUUUAGAAAAAUGUGACUUCCACCAUCUGCAAUCUGUUAUUCUUUCUACCAUCAGAAAAAAGAUAAAGGGAUUCCUAAAUGAGCCAAGGACCCUUCAGUUUCAGAAAAUGUCUGAUUUCCUUGUAUGGCUUAGGGAAGUGCUGAGAAAUGAUCUGGCAUUAUCAGAUGAUAUGAAUGUAUUUUGUCUGAAAGAUGAAGCAAAUAUGAAAGAAUUUGUUGAAGAUCUUGAGAAAUCCCUUAGUGACACCGAAGCAGAAAUCAUAUCCGAGUUGAAAUCAGUGGACAAGGAAACAAUUCUUUCAAAGGUUGUGGUAAAACCAGUUGAUGAAUUGUUUAAGAGAAUUUUUGGAUGUGGGAAGCAAUGCCCAUUCUGUAGAGUUCCCUGUGAAGCUGGUGGGGAGCAUCAUAAAAAUCACUUUGCAUCUAUUCACAAACCUACAGGACUGGGAAGAUACAGAUCCUUUUUCUCACAGACUCUUUGCCAUGAUAUCUGCACCACUAAUAUAUCUGGCAAUAAAUCAUUUAUAGCUGAAAGUCAGUCUUCACAUCCCUAUAAAGAAUACAGAGCAGUUUACCCAGAUUGGGACAUUCUCCCAGACCAAAGUAUUGAGGCCUCUGAUUAUUGGAAAUAUGUUCUUAAAGAAUUCAAUGAUCAGUUUGCAGAAGAAUAUGAGGGCAGACCUGCUGAAUAUCCAGAAGAAUGGAAUACAAUAACUAAAGCACAGGCAGAAAAAUGCGUAGACACUGCAUUUGGCAUGAAAAAACAGAUUUCCUGAAGUAAAUAUAGUGAUGUGCAAAAAAACAUUUCACUCAACCACUUAUUUUUAUAAACCACCAAUUUGUCCAGUAUUGACCCAAGCUGCUGCUGUCUCGAGCAUCAUGUAGAAGUCUAUGCCAGUUGUCCCUUCCCUUUCCUGGAAGUUCUUUAGAUUUUUUAUUCUGGUUUUUUUGUGUGAUAAUUCGAAAAAGUAGAGGUUUUGGUGUGACAAUUUGAAAAAGUUGCAGUUUCGCGACUUUUCUGUGACUUUUUCCCCGCAUGGACUUAUUCAUGCCAGGGAUGGGUUUUUCCAGUCCGGCAUAAAUGGCCUCCUUCACACGUCUUUCAAACCAUCUGCCUUCUUGGGCCAAGGUGUCCUCAAAGGAAUGUCCCUUUUUCUUUAGAUGUAUAUAGACUGCUAAGUCUUUUCCUGGGGAGUUAGCCUAAAUUAGAAUCUUUGUGACUGGAUCACACUUCUACACAUCUGCGACUUUCAGAUAAAACAUAACGGAAUAAGUUUAGUGGCACUUGGAACUUAUGGAUUGGAUGUCUGAGACUGUGCUACCCUUAAGGGUUUUUCCUGAGGAAUUUCCUACCACUUAGUUGAACUGAAGAAGCUGCUUUGAUGAUUGGUGAAAUUUUUUCAAGAAAACUCAAAAAGUUCAGUUGCUUUAGAUUUAAUUCUACUAGUAUAUCAUGAUCUGGGUGAACACAAAUCUUCAUAGACUUUAAACCACAUUGUAUAUUCACCACGAUCUGCAUGUAAUGAAUUCUCCUCUACUUUUUGUACAGCAGAGCACUAAAUACUGUGCUGUGAAUAUAAUUAAACUUUUUUGGGGCGAGUAACGGGUGGAAUAAUACAGUUUAAUAUAUCCUUCUGUUGGGCAUGACAAGUUCUUUAUUUUUGCACACAGCUAUGUCCCUUUCUUACUGAAAUAAAUCUGUUCAUUUUA